CUUGUCUCGGUUCCUCCCCAGUGGGUAAAAUGGCGAAGGGGAAGCAAAACCCCGGUGGUAUCUUCGACUAGCAAAAGCACCAGAACAAACAAAGCCUUACAGUGAGUGGCCCAAGUGUCCCUGCACUCGCCUUGAAAUGUGCCUACUUCUUCCCGCUGCUCCCUUUUUUGGUUACUUGCGAUCACGUAGGUUUGCAAAAAGCAGUCACAUAAAAAUAACCUUUUCAAUAGUCACCAACGCAAUGUGAUCACUAGGCCACCCCGACUCUUGAUUUUUUUUUAUUAUAACAAUAAAACACGUGGUUUUCAUUUUUUGUUUUUAUUUAUUUUGUUUGGUGUGUUAUUUUUUUUUUUUGUCCGGUCCCAAACGCCGCAGAGCAGCCCGCAGCCGCCCGACACCGUACCGUUGGCGACUCGGGUCGAUCCAUCAUGGCUGCGGCCGCUUACCCUGCUUUUCAGUGCCUGCGCCUUGUGGCUGCCCUGUUUAUAUAGAGCCAUUGCCGCUCUCUAAUAUAGACUCUGCCAGGAUGGGAAGGUGCUUUUCAGGCCUACGUCACCGCCUCUCCAUUUAAACACCAGAUCCGGCUUUAAAUAGUGAGAGCUGCCGAGCGCGGGGCUGGGAGGUGCGUGCUCCCGAGGCGAGAGGCGCCGGCGUGCGGAGCUCAAUUUAUUUCUAGGUUCCUUUCACGCCGAAAUUUCGCUUCCGAGCCGGGAGGCUGCUUUCGCAGAUCCGAGUGUGGUUUACUGUAACAGCUAGGCCUAAAUUGUAUAGAUCUGUGAUUGAAGAUGUUAUUAAUGAUGUCCGAGACAUCUUUCUGGAUGAUGGAGUGGAUGAACAAGUCCUGAUGGAACUAAAAACUUUGUGGGAGAAUAAAUUAAUGCAGUCUAGGGCAGUAGAUGGAUUUCAUUCAGAAGAGCAGCAGCUUUUGUUGCAAGUUCAGCAGCAACACCAACCCCAACAGCAGCAGCAUCACCACCACCACCACCACCAGCAAGCGCAACCUCAGCAAACGGUACCUCAGCAAGCACAGACCCAACAGGUCCUUAUACCUGCAUCACAGCAAGCUACAGCACCACAAGUUAUUGUUCCUGAUUCUAAGUUAAUACAGCAUAUGAAUGCGUCAAGUAUUACGAGUGCUGCUGCUACAGCUGCUACCUUGGCACUUCCUGCAGGUGUGACUCCUGUUCAACAGAUAUUAACAAAUUCAGGCCAACUUCUUCAGGUGGUCCGAGCAGCCAAUGGUGCCCAGUAUAUCUUUCAACCUCAGCAAUCAGUUGUUCUACAACAACAAGUUAUACCACAGAUGCAGCCUGGUGGAGUACAAGCUCCUGUUAUCCAGCAGGUCCUAGCCCCACUUCCUGGAGGGAUUUCACCACAGACCGGUGUCAUCAUCCAGCCACAGCAAAUCUUAUUUGCAGGAAAUAAGACUCAGGUCAUCCCUACUACAGUGGCAGCACCCACACCAGCACAAGCACAGAUACCUGCAGCUGGCCAGCAGCAGCCACAGGCCCAGCCUGCUCAGCAGCAAGCUCCAUUGGUGCUGCAAGUUGAUGGAACGGGAGAUACAUCAUCUGAGGAAGAUGAAGAUGAGGAAGAAGACUAUGAUGACGAGGAGGAGGAAGAUAAAGAGAAAGAUGGAGCUGAAGAUGGGCAGGUGGAAGAAGAACCCCUCAACAGUGAGGAUGAUGUAAGUGACGAGGAAGGGCAGGAACUCUUUGACACAGAAAACGUUGUUGUAUGCCAAUAUGAUAAGAUACACAGAAGUAAAAAUAAAUGGAAGUUUCAUCUCAAGGAUGGCAUUAUGAAUCUUAAUGGAAGAGAUUAUAUAUUUUCCAAAGCAAUUGGAGAUGCAGAGUGGUGAAGAGUUGCUUCUUUCCUUUUAUAAGUAAGACAAAAGAAACUUAAAAAGUUAAAAUGGACGGUUUGAAACUUGGAACAUAUAUCAACCAAAACUUCACUUCUGCAUGUCAGAAAGCUCAGUAGAAGCAAAGCUCCUGGAACAAAGCGACCGUGACAACACAGACACUACUAACUGGCAAGCCAUGGAACUGUAGCACCUGGGGUUGUUGGGCGGGCGGGUGGGGGAGGGGUUUGUGUAGGAAACUGUAACUGUCCAUUUUAAAUACAGGAACCUGCCAUUGGUAAUUAGCAUGUAAAGCUUUGUCUAUAUUCCUUUCUCCAAGUUGGGCUGUCAGAAGAUACUUGUUGGAAUGACCUGAAGAAAUUUCCCUUUUGAUAGAUUGAACUGAAACUGCUUAUUGUAUGUGGUUAUAUUUGGUACAAAUUGCUUGUGAGCUUUUUACAGAAGGGCAAGAAUUAUGGUGUUGAAUUUUAAUUCACUUGUAUAAGAAAAUUUAAAACUCAUAAUAGAUCUUAAACACUUUUACUUGUUAUUCUCCCUCAGUAAUACAUACCUCUUGCUUCCCUGCUGUAUGAAACAUCUACUUUAGAUUUAAAGAAAGGAUCAGUGGUCACAGUUUGGAGACAAAGUUGACCCAAGAAUGGAUGCUUGUUUUAAUUAGGUUUCGUACUUGUUAAAUGUAACUUAAAGACUUGGGUCUUACCUGUGUUGAGUAGAAUUAAAAUGACAGCUUAAUUUCCAUAUAGAAAAACUGCACUCAGUCCCAUACUUCAAGAAGAAACCCCAAAUUGGCUCUUCAGGAAUAUGUUUUUAUUCACAAAGGUACCACCGAGCUGAAAUUGUACAGUACUCUUGCUGUGUGAAGGUUUUUCUUGUGGGGCUACAGUGUGUGCUUAGCUGUGCAUUUAGUCUUUAUGUAACACUGAGGUGGCAUUCUGUACAUUGAUCGAAGAGGCAUAAGGGCAGGUGGUGAGGACUGGAUUUUUAUUAAACAAUUUAGUAAUUAUAAAAGUUUCUUGUGUUUACUAGUAAAGAAUUUUAGAAAUUAUUAUUUCAAUUGAACAAAUUUUUUAAAAACUUUGUAAUUUGAGGGGAAAGUUUGGGGGUGGAGGGGGUAGAGGGAGGUGGGCCACUAAAUACAAAUUUACCUCUCUUUCAUUGGGUAGCCCUUCCAGGCCAUUGAUGAUCUAGACUUGGGCUCCAGUUUGCACAUGGGAAAGAAAGUAUAGAGCUUUGACUUGUAGAUGAAGAACUCUAGACAUUGACUGUGUGUGAUGAUGUAGCUCUGGUUCGUGCCUGUAAGGGGCUCUCCCCAGUGUGGCGCUACAGUGAGUCAGCCUCCUAGGAACUGCGGGGAUGCUCGCUCACCUUUAUCGCCGUCCUAGUGACUAACAAAAUUUACAUUCAAGUUCGCUUGCCUGUUGGUUUUUUUUGUCUUCCACUUUUGUCUUCCUUUAAUUUGACUUUAUGUAGUUCCAGAAGUAACAGAUAAACUAAAGUAUAUUACAAAAGGAAAACUGUGAGUUAUAUAGUGCUUUUUUAAGCACGUAUUUUUAAAUUUCUUAAUGCAAUUGAUUCCCCUCCCCACUUACCACCCCACUGAGCCAACUUAUGUUGUGGCACUUGGUAUAAGUGGUGGUGUCUUAACGUAAUAGUAGUUAGAUAAUACAGUUUCUUGUUUUAUUAUUAAUGUAGCCUUUGGGGGGAAGUUUGUUUAUUCUCCUAUUCUCAAAGCACACGCAGUUCUGUUUAAUUAUAACACUUGGAGAACGGAGGGAGUAAAGUCCCAUGGGUUCUGUUGUUAAGUUGUCCCUUGGUAUAGUCUCUGGAAGGUUGUGUUUACUCAGUGAAGCCAGUGACCUGAACUACCUAUGGCAGUGCAGCGGUGUUGCUUCAGUGAAACUCGGGGGCUAAUCAGUAGUUGUCAGGCUACGGAAACUUGGCUUCCUGUAUGAUAAUUCAGCACACGUCCUGGGCCCUCUUCGUAGUCAAACUUACUGAAGGUUAGCAUUGUACGCCGGCCUGUUUUUUCAAACACGAGAGUGACAGCAGAGGACUGUUUUGAAGCAGGAAGUAACCAUUUGUAUUUGUACCUGUAUGUUGCCUACUAAUGAUGGCCUCCUGGAUGAGUGCUUUUCUCUGUGAAAACUCUGGAAGCUGGUUCAAACAACCCCGCUCACCAGAUUGUGCUCUUAUAUGCUGGUAUAUUGUGUUCCUUUUUAAAUCAAGUAGCAUGUUGUAUUUUUUAUUAUACUAGCUUUUGCUAUGUAAAUGUCACUUGCUUUGAAUUCCUAAUCAUGCUUUUGCCAUUACAUUUACCAGAUGAUGACAUUAGGGCCUAUUAAAAUGUCAUUCCUUUGGAAAGGCAAGGGAUUCCCACUUGCAGAAUCUUAAGAUGAAAGUAGCUUGUUUAUCCAAAAGGUAGAAAUAGUUCCGACUUGGAAAUACUGAAGUCUUCAGCAGUGUUUUCAGAAGGUGAUCUGUUGAGAUUUGUACCAGUAGUGAUGGCACCUCUUAUAUACCAUGAUACCAAUAGUGCUAACGUCAGUUGACGCUGAAUGACUGACUAAAGCAGAAAUGUGUGCCUUUCAGUCUACGAACUCUUGCCUGGUGGUCAUUUGCAGUCUCAGACCACUGGAAUGCCCGGGAGCACAUGUGGUUUCUUAGAGUAACACAGCUUUGUCACGUGCAGUUUCUAGAGUCAAACACGACAAGAGGGGAUCUUUAUAUUGGGCUUUUAUAUCUGCAAUGUUCACAUUUCUGUUAAAUACACAUCCUAUUACACUGUUGCCUUUUUAAAAAGUCACGCUGGCAUCAUGACUCAUGCAGCGUGUGCAGUGAUUGAAAUGUGUUCUUGACAAGCAUACUAGAUUCUGGCUUUAGAAAACAAUGUAAAAUAUACUAGUUUUUAUAGAAAGGCUUUCUUUUGUUGUAUUGAAAAUCAAGGAAUUUUCUUUUGGUGGCUUGUAUGGACGAAUGCAGAGUUGUCUCCCUCUGAGAAUAUUUUUUUUUAUUUUCUUAUAGCAAUAAUGUCACCAUAUUAGAGGGUAAGUAUUCCUUGUAUAAGAAAACAAACAUAUCUCCUCUUAGCAACUUGCCCUUUAUAACAGCAUUUUCCUCCACUUGAGAAAGUUCUUAUAUUUUCUGAUUACUUCAUCUUGAACUUUGGAGCUUUUGUGCAAUGUGCUAUUUUAUUGAUCUUUGUACAUUUUCGUUUCAUGUUUCCUGCCUACCUGUCUGAAUCAGCUACAGCAGACACCGAUGUUUUGGUUUAAAAAAUGGUUGUUUUGUGUGUUUUCUCAUGUGUUUCUCCUUAGGUUUGGAUUUUAAUCUGUUAGCCCUAUGGAAAUUAUUCUGGUUUAUAUUCUUCCACCUGGAAGCCUGCCUUUUGUCUUUCUCUUUAAUCUUUCUUGCAUGCAUGAUUUAAGGAAGAAUCAUCAAAUUUAACCUUUUUGCUUAUUUUGAGGAACAAAAGCUUCCUCCCUUUUGAGGGGAGAACAAAACAACAUUGAAUAAAUAACUCCUCAUUCAGUCAAGCUUCCUUAAAUCAGUCCGGUAUGCAUCGGGUUGGGGAGGGGCUAAUCCCUAGCUCUUCGGAGCUACUAUUGUCGACUGCUGUUGUACAUACUGUUAUGUGUAAGGGCGUAAAUAUAUUUAUUAUGUUUGUAAAAUUCAUUCUGUACACUUGCAGAUCAAGGUUGCUCUUCUGUGAUAUAUGGGGUGUUAGGUUUUAAAGACCAUCUUGGAAUACAAUUAAAGAGCUUAGUAUUUUGAUGUAUACUAAGACCUAUUUUAAGUUUAAUAUUUUACCUUGCAAAAACUUUAAUUAAAGAUGUUAUUUAAAAAAAGUAAUGUUGCUUGCUUUGCUUACUAGUCUAUGACAUUGGCAUAUGGACAACUGAAUAAAACCAUACAGUUUAGACAGGAAAAGUUCAAUAAAAAUAGGGAUAUUGUUAAAUUCUGUACCCUUAGUUAAAUUCUGUACCUUUAAGGUAGUGGGUUUGGGAUGCCAGACUGAAUUGUUAAACUGUCUUAGAAAUCUUAAGUGCGUUUAAAAGUUGUAUUUCCCAGGCACAGAGACAUUUAGGAUGGGUAAAUUCAAACCAACUAAAUGUAAAUUAAGGUUAAUAUACCUAAUGUUGUAUUGAAUGAGUAUUUCUUCUCAAAAGCUUAGAUUACAUAGAAUGAAGUUACUAAGAACAUCAUUUCAUUUCUUUGUCUGGCUAAACUGUUUUCUCUCAGUUCAGAGUUUGUAAAUAAUUGCUUAUUAGGAGAUUUGGAUUAUUGAGGUUUGUAUUACAUAUUGAAUAUAUUUUGUGUUACUUUAGAAGAUAUUAAAUUACUAGCAGUAUUUUGAUUUUAUAGUUAAUUCAAAUGAAUCAUUAAGAGCUUGCCUUUUUGUAAUUUUUUAUCCUGUUAUAAACUACUUUAUCUAAGGAAACAUGCAGAUUUUAACUAUUAAAUAAUCAUAAUAAAGAUAUUUUAUUUAUUGCCAGCA
This is a messenger RNA of Peromyscus californicus insignis, 6359 nucleotides long. It is a transcript of the gene Gtf2a1, whose product is annotated as general transcription factor IIA subunit 1. The coding region runs from base 845 to 1861 and encodes 338 amino acids. The record is from RefSeq and is a predicted model, not a curated record. The transcript has 9 exons. Gene Ontology annotation, biological process: transcription initiation at RNA polymerase II promoter; transcription by RNA polymerase II. Lineage: Eukaryota; Metazoa; Chordata; Mammalia; Rodentia; Cricetidae. Gene Ontology annotation, cellular component: transcription factor TFIIA complex.